Raphanus sativus (radish) is the source of this 1608-nucleotide messenger RNA. RefSeq names its product tubulin beta-4 chain-like. Gene Ontology annotation, cellular component: microtubule; cytoplasm. Gene Ontology annotation, biological process: mitotic cell cycle; microtubule cytoskeleton organization. NCBI's taxonomy places the organism in Eukaryota, Viridiplantae, Streptophyta, Magnoliopsida, Brassicales, Brassicaceae. The record is from RefSeq and is a predicted model, not a curated record. Gene Ontology annotation, molecular function: structural constituent of cytoskeleton; GTPase activity; GTP binding. The transcript has 3 exons. The coding region runs from base 89 to 1426 and encodes 445 amino acids.
UAAUCUAAACCUAUUUCCGCAAACGACAAAAAGACGAGUCCCCCUCUCAUUUCAUUUUCUCUGAGAAACAAACCAAAAGGAGAAAAAAAUGAGAGAGAUCCUCCACAUCCAAGGCGGCCAAUGUGGAAACCAGAUCGGCGCCAAGUUCUGGGAAGUCAUCUGCGGCGAGCACGGGAUCGACCACACCGGGCAGUACGUCGGCGACUCCCCUCUCCAGCUCGAGCGCAUCGACGUGUAUUUCAACGAGGCGAGCGGCGGGAAGUACGUCCCGCGCGCCGUCCUCAUGGAUCUGGAGCCCGGGACGAUGGAUUCGCUCAGAUCUGGGCCGUACGGUCAGAUCUUCAGGCCCGAUAACUUCGUCUUUGGCCAGUCCGGCGCCGGGAACAACUGGGCGAAAGGUCACUACACGGAGGGCGCUGAGCUGAUCGAUUCCGUGCUCGACGUCGUCAGGAAGGAAGCUGAGAACAGCGAUUGUCUCCAAGGUUUCCAGGUUUGUCAUUCGUUGGGUGGAGGAACUGGAUCUGGGAUGGGAACGCUUUUGAUCUCUAAGAUAAGAGAGGAGUAUCCUGACCGUAUGAUGAUGACCUUCUCUGUGUUUCCUUCUCCCAAGGUCUCUGACACCGUCGUUGAGCCCUACAAUGCAACUCUCUCUGUGCAUCAGCUCGUUGAGAACGCUGACGAGUGUAUGGUUUUGGACAAUGAGGCUCUCUACGAUAUCUGUUUCCGUACCCUCAAGCUCGCUAAUCCCACCUUUGGUGAUCUUAACCACCUCAUCUCGGCUACGAUGAGUGGUGUUACAUGCUGUCUUCGUUUCCCUGGUCAGCUAAACUCCGACCUUAGGAAGCUUGCUGUGAACUUGAUCCCUUUCCCGAGGCUCCACUUCUUCAUGGUUGGUUUCGCUCCAUUGACGUCGAGAGGUUCGCAGCAGUACAGUGCUUUGAGUGUCCCUGAGCUGACCCAGCAGAUGUGGGACGCGAAGAACAUGAUGUGCGCUGCUGACCCUCGCCACGGACGUUACUUAACCGCAUCCGCUGUGUUCCGUGGGAAGCUGAGCACUAAGGAGGUGGAUGAGCAGAUGAUGAACAUCCAGAACAAGAACUCGUCCUACUUUGUGGAGUGGAUCCCGAACAACGUCAAGUCCAGCGUCUGUGACAUUGCACCGACGGGUUUGAAAAUGGCGUCGACUUUCAUCGGGAACUCUACCUCGAUCCAGGAAAUGUUUAGGCGUGUGAGUGAGCAGUUCACAGCUAUGUUCAGGAGGAAGGCUUUCCUUCAUUGGUACACGGGAGAAGGCAUGGACGAGAUGGAGUUCACCGAGGCGGAGAGUAACAUGAAUGAUCUUGUUGCAGAGUAUCAGCAGUACCAGGAUGCGACAGCCGGUGAGGAGGAGUAUGAGGAGGAAGAAGAGGAGUACGAUGAGGCUUGAGAUGUCGUCAGUGGCUUCGUCUGAUUCAUAAGCUUUUAAAGAUUCUCUCCUUUUGUUUUGCUUUUUUCAGUUUGUGUGCUUUUGUUCGUGAAACCCAAAUUCGUUCUGGAUUGUUAAAACGUUUGCGUGUGUAUUGGUUUAUUGUUUUCGUCAAGUGAAAAAUAUUGCUUUUGUUCUUUCAA